UCACAGCGGACACAGGAAAGCAGAAGUUGGGAAAUAGUUACUGAUUUUACAACUGCGAACCUAAAAGCUGCUUCAGACUAAUAUUAACAGAACCACUGAGAGCAGGAAACAGCAGGAUAAUGAGUGCUGCUGAGAGUCAGUCAUCACUGGAGGCCAAACUGAAGGCCCUGCACUGCCACUUCACCUGGGACAUCGACACCAACAGGUCUAAACUGUUACGUCUUGUGGAGAAGCUGAAGGACAUCGGCACCGAGGAGGGAAACAUCUGGCUGGGUCACAUUUACAACCUGCAGGGGUACAUUCACUACCAGCUGGGCUUGAAUGAAGAUGCACAGUGUUUCCUCAGCAAAGCCACAGAGGCCUUCCACCAGUCAAGAAAGGUUUCAGAUGAAGGUCCCUGGUUGGUGGUGAACUACGGGAACCUGGCUUGGCUGCACCACCAGCUGGGAGAAAAAGCAGAGAGUCAGACUUACCUGUCAAAGGUCGACACCCUGCUGAAAGAAUACCCAUCUCCAUCCCAGGAUGAGCUCCAUCCAGAGAUCUACGCUGAAAAAGCCUGGACCCUGAUGAAGUUCGGCAAAGACAAAAAGGUGAUGGUUGCAGAUUACUUCCAGAGAGCCAUCAGGAUGCAGCCGGACAUGGUUGAGUGGAAUACCAGCUAUGUGAUAGCGUCAGUGAAUAGGUACAGCAACAAACCAGAGAAAGAGACCCUGGAGAAAAUGAGAAUGGCCAAAGAACAGGAUCCGGAGAAUUUGUACCUUGCUGUUCUCGAACUUGAGCAGCGUGCUAAGAAAGGAGAAAGAAUUGAAGAUGAAGCACGUGAGUUAGCCAGAAAGGUUUUGAAGAAUCCUGUCAGCAGCUACAGUGGUAUGAAAACCUUAUUAAGGGUUUACAAAAACUAUGUAUCUGCUGAUGAAGCUAUUGAUUUGGCAGAGGAAGCUCUGGCAAAACAUCCAGAUGAACGUUACCUGAAGAGGUGUGCUGCUCUCUGCUACAAAUGGAGGAUAGUUUUUCACAACGACAGUCACAUAAAGCAAAACACAAUACACAGAGCAAUCAGUCUCCAUAAAGAAGUGAUUUCUCUUUACCCUCAUUCAGCACUUCUGAUGAAAAUAUCCCUCGCUAAUGUAUGUGCAAAGUCAAAUCAGGGCCUUGCCAAAGCUGAGCAGAUUUACCAGGAACUGCUAAUAAUGGAUCUGAAACCUGUAGAAAAACAGAUGGUUUACAACUACUAUGCAAAAUAUUUAAACUUUGAUCAAAAAGAUAGCCGCAGAUCGAUAGAAUAUCACAAGAAAGUGGCAGCGAUACCGCAACAAUCCUACUAUCGAGAGAACAGCGUCAAACUUCUGGAGAAGACUGAGGGAAGAAACAGGAGCCGAAUCCAAGGACGAGUCGAUGAGUUUCUGGCCUUCAUGGGAAUUGAGGAAUCCUAAAUUGGGUGGAAAGUUUAGGUUCUCCAUUACCUAAAAAAUCUGUAUGUUCAUCGUUCUGAUUUUCUACACAUUAGAAAAAGAUUUGUGGAUUAGAGAAAGGAUCAAGUUUUCAAAUAAUGAUAAAAUGGACACAAGUGAAGCCCCUAAGUGCUUUGAGAGUCUAGUCAGUCAAGUGACACCAAAAAGGUUGACAAAUUUGAACUGUAUACAAAUGAGAGAUUAAAUCGCGUUGUAGUUCAUUGCAGAAAGAAAAAAAACCUUUUGACAGUUUGACAUAAUUCAAAUCACUUAAUUUCAAUGGGACCGUGCCAUUCAGAUCAGUUAAUCCAAAUGUUCCCUUUUUUUAAAUGAAGUGUUGUAAACUUUUGAACUUACAUAAUUGAACAACAAAGUAUGACAAGCUGCUUAUUCCAGAAAUGCCCCCCCCCCCCAAUCAGUACAUAUAUAUUGACAUUAUAGUGAAGUUAAUGAAAGGCAAAUACUGCUGCAAGAAAGGAAAAAAAAGAAGUCUUAAUAAAUAAAAGAAAAAGAUGUUCAGCAGUAAUAAAGUUUAUGUGAUUUGACUGAAACAAGCUGAAUCAUUCUAAAGCACAAUGAUCAUUACAAUAAUCAUGUUAUCUAUUUCAAUGGUCAGAUUUAUGCAGAUGUUCUUGGGCUCAUAUAUAAACAUGGUGUUUUCUUUUUGGGGUGUUCAUUAUGUCUUUUUAUUUGCACUAUAUUUAAAGUUUAUAUAAGAACAUAAUGCACUUUGUAUGAAAUUUGCUUUGCUGCAAGCUUUGUAGUCAUGAAACAGAAAAAUGUAAUGAUUAAUAUGAUUUAUAACCUGAAUUAUAAUCACAAAGUGGAACUGGUUGUGUAUCUCACUUGUACAUGCCACUAAUACUAAUAAAUAAACUAUAAAAGCUAAUA
This is a messenger RNA of Scomber scombrus (Atlantic mackerel), 2342 nucleotides long. Its product is annotated as interferon-induced protein with tetratricopeptide repeats 1-like. NCBI's taxonomy places the organism in Eukaryota, Metazoa, Chordata, Actinopteri, Scombriformes, Scombridae. The coding region runs from base 120 to 1433 and encodes 437 amino acids. Gene Ontology annotation, cellular component: cytosol. The record is from RefSeq and is a predicted model, not a curated record. The transcript has 2 exons. Gene Ontology annotation, biological process: defense response to virus. Gene Ontology annotation, molecular function: protein binding.